AUGCAACCCCCCACACAAAACUCUCGUAUGGGGACUUUACCUCUUGGUCGAGCUGGGCUAAAACGACUUGAGGGACUUCUCAAUGUGGAAGCGAUGAUCAUAUGUAAGAAUGAGAUGCCUACUAUCAAGUACUUAAAUUUGAAGGGUGCACAAGUCAAUCGGGAUGGUCUUGUCACGUUGUUGCGCGGAUGCAAAGAUCUGGUGAUGUUGGACGCCAGAGAUUGUUAUGGAUUCGAUGAGAAUGACGAUGAAAUAUCAAAGCUUGAGUCUCAUAUUAGUAAAUUUAUGUGCAAAGGUUCUGAAUUUCCUGAAUUUCUUUGUGGAAUGGACAAUUUUGUUCUUCCUGUUGAUGAAUACUCAUUUCAUCUGCAUGUGGAGGAGACGUGGGAUGAAAUGCUCAAUUAUUUGAGCAAUGCGUUCAAUGAUUUGGGCGACGAGGAAUGA
Molecule: messenger RNA, 444 nt
Organism: Prunus armeniaca (apricot)
Lineage: Eukaryota; Viridiplantae; Streptophyta; Magnoliopsida; Rosales; Rosaceae
Source: the annotation of a GenBank genome assembly